ACAUAGAGUAAGAGUGAGCAAAAUGUCCAGAGCAAAUGUCUUGCUGGUGAUAAAUCUCGGCUGUGAGAUGUUGUACGUGAUUGACCAGAGACUCAAGGCGCAAUCCGUGAAUCUGGACAAAUCUGCCCAAGUUCUGCGCGACUUGACUGGAGUUUUGCUGGAUCCCAAGUUCCUCACGCAACUCAUCAGCUCCACCGAAGGUCCUGAGAAUCUGCUGACCAGCCAGCAAUGCCGCCUGCUGAUGUGGGAUAUUGCGAGCUGCUCUCUCAUGCGCCUGGACACGAAUUCCUACGACAAGCUGUGGGAUUUGAUGGUGAUGCUGCUCAAGUGGCAACUUCACAUUGCCGCCUAUCAGCCAGAGAAACUCCUGGACAUCACGCUGCGGCACCUGGAUGGCAUUGGGAGGCUGAUGACGGAGAUGAGGAAGUCCAUCUUGAUUGACUGUGCCAAGAAGACGGUCAUCGAUCACUGGGACACACUCGAGUGCCCGGAAAGACUAGCCCUUAUGCGAUCCUUGGUGAAGUGGCUGCGGCCGUUCCGCGUGAAGAUCAGCAUUUUGUUGCGCCUGGGAUUGCAGCAGAACGACGGGCGGUUCACGGAAGUGGGCGAGGACGAUCCCAGGCAGUUCUACACCAUGACGAUCGGCGAGAAUAUCUACGCCAAGAGUGCAAAUGUGGGCAGAAGUCGAACCGCUGGACAGCAGACAUCCCUGUCCGCCCUGCAAGUGGACUCGCACGAUCUCUCCACGCUGGCGGAUCAGCUGACUGUGGUGAGCGACGAGGGAAUGCAUCAGUCGACGUACUGCCUGCUGGACAACAUCAUUCUGAGCGAUGGAAGCGAGGAAGAGCCGAGUAGAGAUCCGGAAGCGCCACAGAAGUCGCAUGAAUUUGUCAGAAUCACUUCGGAAGACACCAUCGCGACUCGCCUGCAGAAUCUGGGCUUUCCGCCAGCGCAGUCCCGCGCAGAAGCCAGCGAAGAGUGUGAACUCACACCGCAUGAGCAACUGUUGCAACUCCUGGACACAGAAACACCCGACAAUUGA
This is a messenger RNA of Phlebotomus argentipes, 1042 nucleotides long. RefSeq names its product protein OSCP1 (gene OSCP1). NCBI's taxonomy places the organism in Eukaryota, Metazoa, Arthropoda, Insecta, Diptera, Psychodidae. Gene Ontology annotation, cellular component: plasma membrane; cytoplasm. Gene Ontology annotation, biological process: transport. The transcript has 2 exons. The record is from RefSeq and is a predicted model, not a curated record. Bases 23 to 1042 code for a protein of 339 amino acids.